Molecule: messenger RNA, 694 nt
Organism: Canis lupus familiaris (dog)
Lineage: Eukaryota; Metazoa; Chordata; Mammalia; Carnivora; Canidae
Gene: CCL23
Product: chemokine (C-C motif) ligand 23
Exons: 4
Coding region: 145-501 (118 amino acids)
Biological process (GO): cellular response to interleukin-1; cellular response to type II interferon; inflammatory response
Cellular component (GO): extracellular region
Molecular function (GO): CCR chemokine receptor binding; chemokine activity
Source: RefSeq, a predicted model, not a curated record
AGCCAAAGGACAGCAUUCUGAACCUCUGCCCUGUAACUUCCUGAUCCUCCUCUCUUAUAAAUACAAGGGCAGAACUGGGAUCCCAGAGAGUCAGCGAGCUGAGAGCCAGGACUCCUCAGACCAGCUCUGCCUUCUACGGGGAAGAUGAAGAUCUUCAUAGCUGCCCUCUCCUUCUUCCUUCUUGCUACUGCCCUUGGGUCCCAGAUCCAGGACCUUCAUGAAUCCAUGGUGGCGAAACAACAGCAUGAACCCUUAAUACAGCUGGAAGGCAUUCACCGUCCCGCUGACUGCUGCCCCAAUCUCACCCCACGAAAAAUCCGAUGUGAAAACAUGCAAGAUUUUUUCAAAACAAGCAGUGGGUGCUCCCGGCCAGGUAUCAUCUUCCGUACCAAGAAGGGGCGGCUUGUCUGUGCUAACCCCUAUGAUUUGGAAGUUCAGAACUGCAUGAGGUCCCUGCUGAUGUCAGGAAAAGAAGCCUUGCUUGAAGAGAUGAGAUACUAGGUGUCAGUCACCCCACCUCCACUUCUCUUGUCUCAACUACCUCCUGAGAUUUUCUUGGCCUGAAUUAUCUUUCAAAAAGUAACAAUUACUGUUCUUUCUGUUCUGGUUAUAAAAGCAAUGCAUUAAUAAAGAGUAUCUGAUAUAACUUUCCUUAAACUUUAAAAGGAAAAAGACACUAUACGUAUUGCUGAAA